Xenopus tropicalis (tropical clawed frog) is the source of this 3184-nucleotide messenger RNA. It is a transcript of the gene hcn1, whose product is annotated as hyperpolarization activated cyclic nucleotide gated potassium channel 1. Bases 396 to 2915 code for a protein of 839 amino acids. The transcript has 8 exons. Gene Ontology annotation, biological process: monoatomic ion transport; potassium ion transport; transmembrane transport. The record is from RefSeq and is a predicted model, not a curated record. NCBI's taxonomy places the organism in Eukaryota, Metazoa, Chordata, Amphibia, Anura, Pipidae. Gene Ontology annotation, molecular function: voltage-gated potassium channel activity; monoatomic ion channel activity. Gene Ontology annotation, cellular component: membrane; plasma membrane.
AGGCAGGCAAUGAGAUACAUGUACUGGUGAUUGGUUCUGAGCAUCUAAUCUAUUUCUAUAUAGUAUAUGGCAAUACAAUGAGUAUAUAGCGAGUAUAUAGUACAAGGGGAUUGGGUCACAGGCGGCGGCGGAGAAAUCAACAGCCCGUUCUUCAAGGACUGAGUUCAAUGUCACCAGGUAUUUAAAGGACUCGGGAGGUUGCAGGGCGCCUUGAGCCGCCAGAUGGCAGCAGCGAGCAGCAGACGCAGAGCCGAGGGCUCCGGAGCUCAGACGAGCAGCUGCAGAGGAGACUGAGCUCCUGAAGGGCAUCAGAUGAGAGCAGGAGAGGAGCAGAGCAGCCGCUGCCCAUCCGAUUCACCGCUUCUUUCCCCCGGAGCCGCUCAGCUCUCCCCAGCAUGGAAAGCAAAUUCAACUCCUCCACCAACAGCAGCAGGGACGACGGCAAUAAUGUGUUGCAGGGCAAAGCGGAGAAAAGUCUGACUGCCAGCACUUCCAGCGUCAAGGAGCAUGGCAACUCCGUCUGCUUCAAAACGGACGCCGCCGACGAUCCCGUAGUUGGAUUUGAGGACGCGGAAGGGCCCAGCCGGCCUCACGGCUUCAUGCAGCGACAGUUCGGCUCCUUGAUGCAGCCGGGAGUCAAUAAAUUCUCCCUCCGCAUGUUUGGCAGUCAGAAGGCGGUGGAGAAGGAGCAGGAGAGGGUUAAAACGGCAGGAGUGUGGAUCAUCCAUCCCUACAGUGAUUUCAGAUUUUACUGGGACCUGAUCAUGCUCAUCAUGAUGGUCGGAAAUCUUGUCAUAAUACCAGUCGGAAUCACGUUCUUCACAGAGCAAACAACAACGCCGUGGAUUAUCUUCAAUGUGGCCUCCGACACCGUCUUUUUAUUUGACUUGUUCAUGAAUUUUAGAACUGGAAUUGUUAUUGAGGACAAUUCAGAGAUAAUCCUCGAUCCAAAAGUCAUAAAAAUGAAUUAUCUCAAAAGCUGGUUCGUAGUGGACUUCAUCUCCUCUAUUCCAGUGGAUUAUAUCUUUCUCAUUGUCGAGAAAGGCAUGGAUUCGGAAGUGUACAAGACCGCUCGGGCGCUCCGCAUAGUGAGGUUUACAAAAAUUCUCAGUUUGCUGCGAUUGCUGCGACUUUCGAGGUUAAUUAGAUAUAUUCAUCAGUGGGAAGAGAUUUUCCAUAUGACUUAUGACUUGGCUAGUGCCGUGGUGAGAAUCUUCAAUCUCAUUGGCAUGAUGCUGCUGCUUUGUCACUGGGAUGGCUGCCUUCAGUUUUUGGUACCAUUACUUCAGGAAUUUCCACCAGACUGCUGGGUAUCAUUAAAUAACAUGGUGAAUGAUUCCUGGGGAAAACAGUAUUCCUAUGCUCUCUUUAAAGCAAUGAGCCAUAUGCUGUGCAUUGGAUAUGGGGCCCGUGCACCUGUCAGCAUGUCCGAUCUGUGGAUCACUAUGUUGAGCAUGAUUGUGGGAGCCACGUGCUAUGCCAUGUUUGUUGGACAUGCCACAGCCUUAAUACAGUCCCUGGAUUCUUCACGUCGCCAGUACCAAGAAAAGUACAAACAAGUGGAACAGUACAUGUCAUUUCACAAAUUGCCUUCUGAUAUGCGGCAGAAGAUACACGAUUAUUAUGAGCACCGAUAUCAAGGAAAAAUAUUCGAUGAAGACAACAUUCUUAAUGAGCUAAAUGACCCAUUGAGAGAGGAAAUAGUCAACUUUAACUGUCGGAAACUGGUGGCUACGAUGCCUCUGUUUGCUAACGCGGAUCCAAACUUUGUCACAGCCAUGCUGAGCAAACUGAAGUUUGAAGUGUUUCAGCCUGGAGAUUACAUUAUUCGUGAAGGAGCUGUGGGGAAGAAGAUGUAUUUUAUACAGCAUGGUGUGGCAGGUGUCAUUACUAAAUCCAGCAAAGAAAUGAAGUUAACUGAUGGAUCUUAUUUUGGAGAGAUUUGCCUUUUGACAAAAGGUCGGAGAACUGCUAGCGUCCGAGCAGAAACCUAUUGCCGCCUGUAUUCUCUUUCGGUGGAGAACUUCAAUGAAGUGCUGGAAGAAUAUCCUAUGAUGAGACGAGCCUUUGAAACUGUGGCCAUAGACAGAUUAGACAGGAUAGGGAAGAAGAACUCAAUUCUUCAGCAACGAUUUCAAAAGGACCUCAACACGGGAAUAUUCAACAACCAGGAGAGCGAAAUCCUGAAGCAGAUGCUGACACAAGACAGGGAGAUGGUGGAAGGUCAUCCCUCAGUUAGCUACCAGCAGCUGCCAGCUCUAAAUUCUAGCACAAGUUCAUCAUUGAGAAUGAGGACCCGAUCUCCACCUGUUUAUAAUGCAAACAGUUUGUCUCAUGGAAACCUCCAAUCACCAACACCCAGCCCCCAGACGCCUCAACAAGCUGUUGUGUUUUCACCUUCUUCCUUUACUUCUGCAGCCUGCAGUCCUUCAGUUCAGAGUCCAUUGGCUGGUCGAACUUUUCAGUAUAGUUCACUUACAGCAUCACAGCUUUCAUUAAUUCAGCAACAGCAGCAAGCAUCUGGCGCAUCCCAGAUACAUGAAGUUCAUAAAAGCGCUCAAGCUCUUGCAAACACUAACCUAACUCGAGAAGUGAGGCCUCUUUCAGCCUCACAGCCUUCUUUGCCACAUGAGAUAUCUACUUUAGGAUCUAAACCACACCCGACUGUGGGAGAAUCGUUAGCUUCACUCCCCCAGCCAAUAUCAAAUGUUCAGGCUGCAGGUACUCAGUCUGGAAGUCGGAGCAAUAUCCCUCCAAGGGUAGCCCUUUUUCGGCAGAUGUCUUCAGGAGCUUUACCUCCCGCAAGAGUCGGAGCAACAACACAGCCCUCUCCUGCGCCCCCCACCAAGGAUUCCUCAACAGUAUCCAGCACAGACACGGACACAGACAAACUAAAAUAUGUUUCAAAUUUAUGAUGACUCUUGCCUGUAUAUACUGACAGCACUCACUGUAUCAAAAAGGAAAACUAUCCCAAAAAACUCUUUUAAUCUAUAGAUUCGUAGUCUCUAAUAUGAAGAAACAUUUUAGAUUGCUCUGACUUACAUAACGAAUGUAAAAACAUAUUUGAAAGAAAGAACAAAUCUACAAAGAGUUUAGCACUAAAACUUUAUGAAUAUACAUAUGUGUGUCUUCCUUUGUUUUAAACAUUAAAGAACAUUUUUGUAUUUUUUUUUUUCUUUCCGUA